Molecule: messenger RNA, 2820 nt
Organism: Myotis davidii
Lineage: Eukaryota; Metazoa; Chordata; Mammalia; Chiroptera; Vespertilionidae
Gene: NAP1L1
Product: nucleosome assembly protein 1-like 1
Exons: 15
Coding region: 52-1224 (390 amino acids)
Biological process (GO): nucleosome assembly
Cellular component (GO): chromatin; nucleus
Molecular function (GO): histone binding; chromatin binding
Source: RefSeq, a predicted model, not a curated record
UUUUUUUAACAUUGUUGUUUCUCUCCAUAGAUAUUUGGAGUUCUUAACAACAUGGCAGACAUUGACAACAAAGAACAGUCUGAACUUGAUCAAGAUUUGGAUGAUGUUGAAGAAAUAGAAGAAGAAGAAACUGGUGAAGAAACAAAAAUCAAAGCGCGUCAGCUGACUGUUCAGAUGAUGCAAAAUCCUCAGAUUCUUGCAGCCCUCCAAGAAAGACUUGAUGGUCUGGUAGAAACACCAACAGGAUACAUUGAAAGCUUGCCUAAGGUAGUUAAAAGACGAGUGAAUGCUCUCAAAAACCUUCAAGUUAAAUGUGCACAGAUAGAAGCCAAGUUCUAUGAGGAAGUUCAUGAUCUUGAAAGAAAGUAUGCUGUUCUCUAUCAGCCUUUAUUUGAUAAGCGAUUUGAGAUCAUUAAUGCAAUUUAUGAACCUACGGAAGAAGAAUGUGAAUGGAAACCAGAUGAGGAAGAUGACAUUUCGGAGGAGCUGAAAGAAAAGGUCAAAAUUGAAGAUGAGAAAAAGGAUGAAGAAAAACAAGACCCCAAGGGAAUUCCUGAAUUUUGGUUGACUGUUUUUAAGAAUGUUGACUUGCUCAGUGAUAUGGUUCAGGAACAUGAUGAACCUAUUCUGAAGCACUUGAAAGAUAUUAAAGUGAAGUUCUCAGAUGCUGGCCAGCCUAUGAGUUUUGUUUUAGAAUUUCACUUUGAACCCAAUGAAUAUUUCACAAAUGAAGUGUUGACAAAGACAUACAGAAUGAGGUCAGAACCAGAUGAUUCUGAUCCCUUUUCUUUUGAUGGACCAGAAAUUAUGGGUUGUACAGGGUGCCAGAUAGAUUGGAAAAAAGGGAAGAAUGUCACUUUGAAAACCAUUAAAAAGAAACAGAAACACAAGGGACGUGGGACAGUUCGUACUGUGACCAAAACAGUUUCUAAUGACUCGUUCUUUAAUUUUUUUGCCCCUCCUGAAGUUCCUGAGAGUGGAGAUCUGGAUGAUGACGCUGAAGCUAUCCUUGCUGCAGACUUUGAAAUUGGUCACUUUUUACGUGAGCGUAUAAUCCCAAGAUCAGUGUUGUACUUUACUGGAGAAGCCAUUGAAGAUGAUGAUGAUGAUUAUGAUGAAGAAGGUGAAGAAGCGGAUGAGGAAGGGGAAGAAGAAGAUGAGGAAAAUGAUCCAGACUAUGACUCAAAGAAGGAUCAAAACCCAGCAGAGUGCAAGCAGCAGUGAAGCAGGAUGUAUGGCCUUGAGGAUAACCUGCACUGGUCUACCUUCUGCUUCCCUGGAAAGGAUGAAUUUUCAUCAUUUGACAAGUUCAUUUCAAGUUUUUUGUUGUUUCUUUGUUUGUUUGCUUGUUUGUAGCCUAAAAUAAAAAUGUCAAAUAUAAUUUUAGUUCUCACAAGAUAAUGUCUUACAAUUUUGUACUAAUUCAGGCAGAAGUGAAGCCUUAGCUUGAAUUAAGUAUUGUGCCCAGUUUACUAUUAUAUUGAAGAAAAGGGUGCCAACUCUGGACGAGGUGUACUACAUUUAAUAAGACAGUAUAAAAAAAAGACAAAUGGUGUAAUUGUUUUUAAAGAGUAAGUUAAGUUUUAUUUCCUUUGGUUAGAAUGAGAGAAGGCCUCAAGCCUCUGAUGAAUUCCAAUUCUUACUGUUUAAAGUAUGAGUAUGUUGUUUACCCAUGCUUCUGUUUACUAUGUAUUAAAAUGGGUAGUACUGUUUACUUAACUACCUCACAUGUGUUAGACAUAUUAAUUAAAUUAUAUAUGAAAUAAUUCUCAACCUAUUGAAAGCUUAAAAAUUUGGAACUUUUUGCACCACAAGUAUGAUAUUCAGCCUUUUAGUCUACCACAGUUUGCUAAAUAAACCAGAAAACAAAAGUCAAGUACUUUACUCUGGAUCUGGUCAGGCAGUGCUCUUUUGGUGGCUCCUUAUUUAAUAAAAGUGGAUGGAUAACCAACUAUUUCAAAGGUCCAAGGAUCGUUUUUAGGUAUUUUUGUUAUGACCAUAGAGAACAUGGUUCUAAAAUAGAAGUAAGACCGUUUCAAGGGGGUCAGGGGAAUCCCACUAAAUUUGGUACUGUAGAGCCACAUUGAAAAUACCUCAGGCUAAUUACUGUUGAUUUUUUCUGGUGAACUGAAAGUUUUGGCAGUGAGGGUGGACUAAUUGGAUUGUAAUUGGAAAACAGCUUAGAGUUUCUGCUUAUAACAGAAUAACAUUAGGUUCAUUUUUAGAAAUGAUAGAGCUUCCAUUUUGAAAAUUUAGUAUUAUGGUCUUAGAAUGUGAAUGAAUACAUUUUGUUAUUUGUAUAGUACUAUCUUUUUCACUCCUGAGAUUUUAAUUAACUGCUGGAAAUCCUUAACCAAUUGCAUUAGUUUAUGUGGGGGGUGGGGGGAUAUGCCAUGAAAACACCUGAUGUUUUUCCUCAUCAUUUUCAAAUUGAUUUUGGUUGCUUUGAUUAGACCUUCUGUGCUAAGGUUUUUUUGUACCCAUAGCUCAUUUGAACACAUCUGAACUUUAAAAAUGUUAACCUAAAGAUAGGUUCUCAUUUUUAUAUGAACUUUAAGUAGCAAAACCACUAUAUUCUUUUUUUUCAUUAGGAAAUAGCUAUUGCCAAAGUAAGGGAGAAGAUACUAUUUCAUCUUGUUAUAUAAGGGCAAUGUGAUUUGCAGAGGAAUUGCUCUCUAUUAAUAAAGUUGGGGUUUCAAGGGAUAUCAGUGUUCAUCUCUGCCAUCUUUCCAGUUCCAAAAGAUUCUAUUCCAUUGAAGAAACUUGAGAUAUGUAAUUGGAAGACCUUAAUAAAAUUUGCAUUUAAUUUUAUAAAAUGUA